Molecule: messenger RNA, 3411 nt
Organism: Panonychus citri (citrus red mite)
Lineage: Eukaryota; Metazoa; Arthropoda; Arachnida; Trombidiformes; Tetranychidae
Gene: AP-1-2beta
Product: AP-1 complex subunit beta-1-like
Exons: 2
Coding region: 184-3018 (944 amino acids)
Biological process (GO): vesicle-mediated transport; intracellular protein transport
Cellular component (GO): membrane coat; clathrin adaptor complex
Molecular function (GO): clathrin binding
Source: RefSeq, a predicted model, not a curated record
UCUCUGGUUUUGUUUUUCUCUAAUUACAUUAAUUGUUCAGGUUAAUUGUUUGCCCUAAAAAUUAAACUCUUGUUUUUUUUAUUGUUUCCAAAAUUUCCACAAUCUAAUCCUUACUUUCUAUUUGAUUAAUCAUUUUCUUUUCCUUUCUGUUUGUUUGAAUCAUUUAUUUUCUUAAUAGUCAACAUGACCGAUGCCAAGUAUUUUGCCAAUACUAAAAGAGGUGAACUCUUUGAGUUGAAAGGUGAAUUAAAUAGUGAUAAAAAAGAGAAAAGAAGGGAAGCUGUUAAAAAGGUCAUCGCCUCAAUGACAGUUGGUAAAGAUGUUUCUUCUCUUUUUCCUGAUGUGGUCAACUGUAUGCAAACAGAUAAUUUGGAACUUAAAAAGCUGGUUUAUCUUUACCUUAUGAAUUAUGCGAAAAGUCAACCAGACAUGGCGAUCAUGGCGGUUAACACUUUCGUCCGAGAUUGUGACGAUCCUAAUCCAUUGAUUAGAGCAUUGGCUGUUAGAACAAUGGGGUGUAUUCGAGUUGACAAAAUAACCGAAUAUCUAACUGAACCUUUGAGAAAAUGUUUACGAGAUGAAGAUCCUUAUGUAAGGAAAACUGCGGCUGUUUGUGUGGCCAAGCUUCAUGAUAUCAAUUCAUCAAUGGUUGAAGAACAAGGAUUUCUUGAUCUUUUGAGAGAACUUCUUUCCGAUUCUAAUCCUAUGGUGGUUGCUAAUGCUGUUGCUGCUCUUUCCGAGAUCAAUGAAGCUUCAAGCACCGGUCAACCAUUGGUUGAAUUUAAUGCCCAAACGAUCAACAAACUACUCACAGCUCUUAAUGAAUGCACUGAAUGGGGCCAGGUAUUUAUUUUAGAUGCACUAGCCAACUAUACAACCAAAGAUGAUCGGGAAGCACAAAGUAUUUGUGAACGUGUUACUCCCAGAUUGGCUCAUGCUAAUGCUGCCGUGGUUCUUAGUGCAGUAAAGGUGCUGAUGAAAUUCAUGGAACGAAUGAAUGAUGUUGAAUUUGUUACAACACUAACGAAAAAAUUGGCUCCUCCAUUGGUAACCCUUUUAUCCAGUGAACCUGAAGUUCAAUAUGUUGCUCUUAGAAAUAUCAACCUGAUUGUGCAAAAAAGACCCGAUAUUCUGAAACAUGAGAUGAAGGUUUUCUUCGUUAAAUAUAAUGACCCAAUCUACGUGAAAUUGGAAAAAUUGGACAUUAUGAUUCGAUUAGCAUCUCAAGCAAAUAUCACCCAAGUAUUGGCUGAAUUGAAAGAAUAUGCAACUGAGGUUGAUGUUGAUUUUGUUCGUAAAGCUGUAAGAGCAAUUGGUCGAUGUGCUAUCAAAGUCGAACAAUCUGCCGAGAGGUGUGUUGCCACUUUGUUGGAUCUGAUACAAACUAAAGUUAAUUACGUUGUACAAGAGGCAAUUGUGGUGAUCAAAGAUAUUUUCAGAAAAUAUCCCAAUAAAUAUGAGAGUAUCAUUUCUACUCUGUGUGAAAAUCUUGACACUCUCGAUGAACCUGAAGCUCGAGCUUCCAUGAUUUGGAUUAUCGGUGAAUACGCUGAACGUAUUGAUAAUGCCGAUGAAUUGUUAGAAAAUUUCCUUGAAGGUUUUCAUGAUGAGAACGCCCAAGUUCAAUUACAAUUACUGACAGCUAUUGUGAAACUUUUCCUGAAAAGACCUACAGAAACUCAGGAUGUGGUUCAAUCAGUUCUUAGCUUGGCUACUUUGGACAGUGACAAUCCUGACCUUCGUGAUCGUGGAUAUAUUUACUGGCGAUUACUGUCCACUGAUCCAGCAGCUGCGAAAGAAGUUGUUCUUGCAGAGAAACCUUUAAUUUCAGAGGAAACUGAUCUUCUAGAACCAACCCUGUUGGAUGAAUUGAUCUGUCACAUUGGAAGUUUAGCUUCAGUUUACCAUAAACCACCUUCAGCUUUUGUCGAAGGUAAAACUGGUUUAAGGAAAAGCUUAAAUCCUCGAUCAGGAUCAGGUGAUGAUGGAACAUCAACUGCAGUUACCAAUGAUCCACAACAACCCACCGUAAUUCCAGCUCAAGAAAGUCUAAUUGGUGAUCUAUUAAGUCUUGAGCUUAAUCCUCCCUCGGUUCAACCAACAUACGCCACAUCACCUAUCAACAGUUACUCUAAUGUUGAUAUUCUUGGAGGUGGAUUGGAUACUCUAUUGGGCGGUAAUGAUAUCUCUCAACCUGCUCCUCCCGUUUCAACCACGACAUUCCCACCAACCUCAUCAGCACCCAUUCCAUCAGUAGUACCAGUAUCUUCAACUUCUGGACUUCUCGGUGACAUUUUCGGCAUUCCAGUUGCUAGUACCUUCUUUACCCCACCUAAGCAGACUUGGCUCUCUGCUACAGAUGGAAAAGGAUUGGAAAUCUCUGGUACUUUUACCCGCCGUAAUGGUGCAAUAACCAUGGAAAUGACUUUUACUAAUAGGGCAAUGCAAGGGAUGACCGGAUUUGCUGUCCAAUUUAACAAGAACAGCUUUGGACUGGCCCCUGGUCAACCAUUGACAAUCCAAACUCCUCUUCCACCCAAUGUAUCAGCUGAUGUGAGUCUACCACUGACCACCAUGGGACCCAUUCAAAAGAUGAAUCCACUGACUAAUCUACAAGUUGCUGUUAAAAAUAAUGUGGGAAUAUUUUACUUUAGCACCAUUGUCCCUCUCCAUGUUUACUGCGGCGAAGAUGGUAGCAUGGAUAAACGUGUUUUCCUCUCUACAUGGCAAGAAAUUCCACCUCAAAAUGAACUUAAAUUUCCAAUUAACGGUGUUAACUUAGAUGCUGAUUCAGUUUCAUCUAAAUUACAAUCGAAUAAUAUUUUCACCGUAGCUAAACGUAAUGUUGAAGGUAACGACAUGUUAUACCAAUCAUGUAAACUGAGCAAUGGAAUGUGGAUUCUUGCUGAACUCAAAAUUCAACCAGGUAGUCCUGACAUGCAAUUGUCAGUUAAAUCUCGAGUCACCGAAAUUGCAUCCAGUGUACAUCAAAUGUAUGAAAUUUUACUCUUAAAUUAACUAAUCAUAAUUGGAAGGAGAGAACCAACAAAAAAUGGAUAAAAUUAUUGACACAAAAAAAAUAUCUCAUGUUUGGAAUUAACUGAAAAGAAAAAUAUUAAUUAAUAGUUAAUCGUUUUGUUGAAAAAUUCGCAUAUCUAUUACAAGACAAACGAAAAAAAAUAUACACAAUUUAAUCAAAUAACUUUAACAAUUAAAACAAAGUCAAAUGAAAGGAGAAAUCAUAAUUUAAACAAAAAAAAAUCAAUUCAAAGAUACAAUGUAAAUUCAUUUCAACUUAAAUUUUAAUUGUAGUUGUUUAAAUUAACUUUUUUUUUCUCAGAAAAUGAAAUCUAUCAAGUGUGAUGUCUUUUUAAUUAAUCACUUUCCAAUUAAAUUUUCUGAUUGACACAA